Molecule: messenger RNA, 3065 nt
Organism: Prorocentrum cordatum
Lineage: Eukaryota; Dinophyceae; Prorocentrales; Prorocentraceae
Source: the annotation of a GenBank genome assembly
AGGCUGUCGUUUUGGCUCAGGUCCCUGGCUCAUCGGCGAGGCACAGCGAACCGAAUGAGUGCCCGACACGCUUCAUGCCGCAACAUGGUGAACACAGUGCAUGGAUGGAGUGUCGGGGAGAGGGGCAGGAUGGCGGGCGUGAUUCCUCAGACCCAUUAUUGAUGAACCUCCGCCGGGAUUCAAAACUCACUACAACUGCCAUCUUGUCAGCGACUCGCCAGCUGAAAGUGUUUAAUAUCAUAUAGUGGCGGAUUUUACCAUGUGAGAUGGGUGGCGUUGCUGCUAUGAUCGAGUCCCGCGCUUCAUCUGAGAAUGACCAGCCGUCGGGCCGUGCUAUUUGUGGCAUUUUGCGGCGGCUCGCCGACUCGGAGUUCCACGAACAUCGAUCGGACGCAGCAGUUCUGCGACACGAGCUCGGGCAGGUCGCAGCAGACAUUUCUUAUGUGAUCGACAGGUCUCGGUCGCUCCGAGCAGCACUGGACAGUUUGAAAUUGGAUUAUGACCUUCUGCCGUCGAGCUCAUCGCCCGCAAAAGCUAGUAUGCAAAGUAUCGAAGACCCAGUCUUUGCCGCCAACUCCGGAUUGGAAAGUUAUGGCGCGAGAGUUGUUGCAUCCUGAUCUCAGCGAUUUCUUGCACAAGUUGGGGUCCAGGCCACUGGACAGGAAAACGGGGGACGUUUGGGGAGAUAUGGACGAGUUCCCCGAGCUUGUCAGGACGGUCGUGGCGCUCUGCCGACAAGAAUGCACCCGAGGUGGCGGACCAGAGUGGACGGAAAGUGGAUCAGAUGUGCUCAAGGUCUUGGAAAAGUAUGCCAAUCACAAACAUGAUGACCCUGUGUGCUUGCUCGACACUCUACAGCGGGAGUUCCAAGUAGAUCGCACGUGUUCACCGUGGUCGGCAGUGGCCGAUCAAAGAGGGCCAGAGGGCCAUUUUGACAAGGCCGACGACCACUUCGCCCUGGGCUCUGGCGUCAAGUCCCAGGGCAAGCUCGGCAGAGCGGCCGGGCCAAAGAGCAUCACCAGCGAGAAGAAGGCCAGUCAGCACCAGGUGGUCAAGAGCGAUGUCGCCAAGGGCCUCGCGGGCGACAUGAAGGCUGACGAGUAUGCCUUGUGCGCCCAGCCGCAGCACUACUCACGCUGGGCAGAAUACCGCGGCGAGCGGACCGACAGCUCCCUCAGCAAGUCAAUGAGCAGCUUGCUGCGGUACAGGAGGAAUGCUGAGCGGCACGGCCUGACGAUCUACGGUGGGGGUUGGGCCAAGUUGCAGGACCUCGCAAGGAUCCUCGGCGAAGAAUUCGGCGGGUCACGUGAGGAAAUUUGCGAGCGCAUCCGUUUCGCAGUCUCCACGAGCUUGAGCAAUGAACGCAACGCCUACCGCUUCGAGUCAGACAACCUCCCAAUGCUUGGUGAGGUCGUCCGAGCCACGGACAAGUCUGAGCAUAGAGGAGGGCGCCCGCAGAGGAGUCUUCAACACGGCGACGGCGUCCCGCGGCCGGCGUGGCGGGAGCCCGCCGGCAAAGAAACCCGGGCCACUGUGACGCUGGAGGGCUUCCCCGAGCGGGCCGACUGCGCGCCGAGGGCGCACUUCAAGGCGGCGCCGAACCCAGCGCCCGACAUGCCCGCCGCGGCAAAGCAGCCAGCGCCGGCGCGAUCCACGGAGAGGGCCCCCGACCCCAGCACGGGGCCGCCGCCUAAGAGGGGCGGAGCGGCGGAGGCCGCCACCGCCCCAGCGUCUGCCGCGCUGGCAUCCCUCAGUGCGCACUCCGCCGGCCCGCCUGGGUCCGCUCGGCCGCGCCUCCCCAGCCGCACUGGCGGUGCGGACUGGGUUCACGUCCCGGCGGAGGACUGGGCGUACGUCCCGCCGAAGAGGAGCGGCACGGCGGCAGCGGCAACCGCGGCGGCGUCCGCCGCGCUAGCCUCUGGCUGCGCGCCCUCCGGCGGCGCUGGUGCCAGACCAGCGGAGGAAUGGGUGCACGUCGAGCCGUCGAAGCGAUGCGGCGGCAGCGCGGGCGCCAGCAGCAGGGAGCAGAUCCGGGCCGUCGGGGGCCGCGGAGGCGCCACCGCAGGAACCACUGAGCUGCCGCUGGGCCGCCAGCUCGGCAGCGAGGACCAGCGUGUGGGAGAAGGGCGAGCAGUGGCCAGCCGGCGUGCGGCAUACGAAAUUGGAGCCGGGCACGAGCAUCUGCGAGAUCUGCACAGCCUCGAUCGAGCCGAAGAGUUGGAUGAGGUCGCCAAAGCGCUCCCGAGCCAUGGGCUACCGGCAGGCUGUCAGAUCCCUGAGGAAGUCACGCAUGCUCAACGCAGAGCAAAUGCCCGAGGGAGUCGUCAGCAAGGCCAUGCAUCUGCCCGAGGAGGUCGAUCCCAAGAUCCAGAGUUGCUCUCCAGGCAGCUGGCUUCACUUCUGCGGCACAAGGCUCGGAGCUGUGGCCUCGUCAUGACCAACGCGGGCUUUGUGGAGUUCGCGGCCUUGAUGCGCGAACUCCCGCGCUUCACUGGACAGCAGGUUCGGCGGGAAGAUGUUCAGCGUGUCGUCGCGAACAGCUACCAUCAGAAUGGCGAGCCUCGCUUCGAGUUCGGCUACAGCCAGAACAAUGUGUUGCAAAUCAGGGCCCGGAGAAACCACUCCAUCCCUGGCGUCGAGAUAUCGGCCUUCCACAGCGAUCCCCACGUCCAGCCUUCCCAGCAUCCGCUCCGCAGCUCCCUCCACACAGCCGCACUUUGGCCGCGCACGCCGCUAUCUCGCAGCGACAGUGCCGCCACCGCUGCUGCCACAAUGGAGGCGCCGCUGCCGAUGCAGCUGCCUCCUCAGCAGAGCCGCCUUGCCUACGACAGCGCCCAGGCGGCCCCCGCGCGGACCCCGUCGUCGGCGAGGGCGCCCUGCCCACUGCUGGGCAGCGUCGUGGAGGUGCAGGGCCUGCAGACCCGCGCGCACCUCAAUGGCCGGCGCGGCAGGGCGGUCGCCUGGUUGCCCGACGCUGCCCUUGUCAGAGUCGAGCUGGACGACGGCAGCCGCCAGGACGUCCGCCCCGCGAACCUCGCGCCCGCGGAGCCCGCCGCCCGCGCCCG